This is a messenger RNA of Cylindrotheca closterium, 510 nucleotides long. The record is from the annotation of a GenBank genome assembly. Lineage: Eukaryota; Bacillariophyta; Bacillariophyceae; Bacillariales; Bacillariaceae.
AUGAAGCUUGUUGCCUUCCUACUCUUGAUACUGCCUCUAAUUGUCAACUGCCUCGUGGCACCACAACGCAUGAAUCCUCCGGAAACCAAGAUUCGAGAACAACUGGAUGCACUGAAGGUUGCUGAUUUCGAACGCGCCUUUUCCUGUUAUUCUGACGAUAGCCAGGUUGUCCUUGGAGAUGUGGAAAACUUUGCCGAAGUGGCCAGCCAAUCUCCUUUUGAAUUUCUGGUCGAACAUGAAGACGCUCAGGUGGUGAUGGUUUCCACCGUUAUGGAUCCCGAUGUAGCAAGCUGUUUGGUCAAGGUGGUAUUUGGAAAGAAAUGGCGUAAAAAACGGCGCAAUUGUGCGCCUUGUUUGUAUUAUACUUGGGAGUUGUCUCGGGACGAUGAAGAUUCUGAGUGGGAAAUAGAGGCCUUCUUUCCAGACUUUGACGAUGUGGACUUUGACGCAAUUGAACUCAUCGGUGUCGACGACGAUGAAGAGGGGGAAAUGUUUGGUUUUGAAUUUUGA